AUGCCUCGAUCACCUCAACCGUCAAAUGUUCCAACACCAUCAUCAACUCAACUUAUGCCUAUUGAUGCACGUUUUCCUCCACCAAUGUUACCUCCAAUAGGUACACAAUCAUUACCAAAUGCACCAAUAUUUCCUUUACGUACUGGUACUCAACCAUCAAUGUUUGAUGAUUCAUUAAAUCAAUCUCUAUAUAAAGUAAAACAAUUAGAAAGUCGUUUACAAAUGACAGAAAUAUCUAAUCGUGCUUUACUUGAAGAAGUUGUUCGUUUACAAACUGAAGUAUUCAAUGCUAUUCGUCAAAGUCAAACAAUUCUUCAAGAAGAACGUUUAUCUCGUCAACAAAUAGAAAAUAAUGUUCGUAUUCAAAAUGAUGUAAUUCUACAAUUAACAGCACGUAUUAAACGAAAUGAGGAUGCAUUUAAUGAUGAAUAUCAAUCAACAUUAUCAGUUAAUACAAGUGUUCGAGGACUUGAACAACAAAUAGCUGCUAUACAAAGAGAACAUUUUGUUCGACGUGAUACUCAAUCAAUUAGUGUUGAAGGAAUUCGAAAACAACUUGGUGAAACUAGUAUUCAACGAGAACAAUUAGAAAAAAUACAAUUAAAUUUAGUUGAAGAACUUCGUUCUAUUCGUAAUCGCUUAGAAAUUGAUUCAUCUAAUUUUAAUGCAUUAACGAAUGAAGUUAGACACCGAACAAGAAAAUUAGAAGAUGAUCAUCGAUUAACGAGUGAUCUUGUACGUAAACAACAAGAAACAAUCAAUGCUGGUGAUCUUCUUUUUAAUUCAUUUCGUACUGCAUAUGAUCAAAAAAUGAAUGAAUAUCGAGAUUUAUUCAAUGAAAUAAAAAGUCGUCUUGAUUUCGAACGAGAAGAUCGUCGUUUAGUUGAAGCUCAAUUAACAUCUAGAUUAAAUGAUGCUCAAUCAACAAUUAAUUCAACUCGUUCAACUCAAACAGAAAUUGUUAAAACAAUGGAAAAUAUGCGUCGAGAAAGUAUUAGUCAAAUUGAACAAACACAUGUACGAUUAAGACAAGAAAUGAGUGAUAUGAAUAAUCAAAUGAUACAACGAACAAUAGAUAAAUUAGAUCGUUUACGCGAUGAAAUGGAAUAUAAAACAAAAGAAAAUGAAAAGAAUCAUCAACUUGAAAAUGAACAACGUCAACGACAAUUACAAUCUAUGCAAAGUGAUUUUGAACAACAAAUUGAAACAUUAAAAAGUAUUAUGAAUGAAGAACAAGGCAGAAUAUAUAAUGAGAUUAGGGAAACAACAAGAAAAAGUGCUGAAUCAUUAAGAAAAUUAAAUGAUGGUAUUACUUUAAUUGAACAACAAACUGAUGAAAAUCGACGAAAAAUUGAAAAAGUUCUUGAUGCAGAAAUUAAAUCACGCAAACAACAAUACAAAGAAUUGGCUGAUACGAUAACAAAAGCAGAUGAAAAAUCAAAUUAUCAAAUUGGUACAAUACAAUCAUCAAUCAGUAAUAUUAAUACACGUCUAGCAGAACUUCGUGAUUUAAGUAAUAAACCAGAAAUUAUUAAUAUAAAUCGUCGACUUGAUACAAUCGAACAUACACAUCGUGAAUCUAAUGGAAAUAUUCAAACAUUGACAAAUCAUCUAGCUGAUCUAUCAUCACGUCAUACAGCUAAUGAUACACGUCUUCGACAAACAGAAGAUAAAAUCAAAGAAGAUGAACAAACGGUUCGUGACUUAGCAGCUCGUAUUGCUUUACUACCGACUACUGAAGAUGUUGUCUCUGUUCGACGUGAUCUAAAUGAUAAAAUUCGUAACGAUCUACAAAAAGGUAUGCAACAACAUGAAGAAAAUCUAUCGCAGGCACUUGUUAAACAUGAACAACGUAUUAAUAAUGUACGUGUUGAUUUAAAUGUGCUCGAAGAACAAAUUAAUCAACGUAUGACUCAGAAUGACCAACAAUUAGCAAAUCAAAUACGUGAUAAACACGCUGAUCAAGAUAUGUGGCGAAGAGAAGUUGAUCAAAAAAUGGCUCGUCUAAUGAAUUUACGAGAUACAUUACCACAAGAAAUUUAUAAUCUAAAUGAAAAAAUAUCCGCAAUACGACAAGAAUGUAUGAAAUUUUCUCAAGAAGAAAAUUUUCGAACGAAAGAUGAAAUUGAACGUUUACGUAAAGAUUUUGGACAUGUGCAACGUUCUAUAGCUGCUCCAUCACCUACAAGAACAGUGAAACAACAAGAUGUUGAUUAUCGACCACCGCCAUUACCAAGACCUGCAUCGAAUAAUGAAAUGGAUCCUGAUGCUCCAGAUGAAUAUAUAUUAACGGUGGAUAUUUUUGGAUUUUAUUUUAUUGAAAUACUAAUAAAUAUGAAGACGACUAAUAAACAACGAAUUAUAAACAUAUUAUGUUGGUAUAUAGGAUAA
Molecule: messenger RNA, 2391 nt
Organism: Rotaria sordida
Lineage: Eukaryota; Metazoa; Rotifera; Eurotatoria; Philodinida; Philodinidae
Source: the annotation of a GenBank genome assembly